AUGUACACACCGCUAGCAGUCGCAUACCCGCCGCUAGCAGUGAUGUACACGCCGCUAGCAGUGACGUACCCGCCGCUAGCAGUCACCGUACCCCCUCUACCCCCCCACCUGUCUUUCUCCCGCUGCCCACCCCCACUCUGCCCCCCAACUUUCUAUGAGCCGUGCACCCCCUUCCAGUCACCUUUUCCCCCUCACCUGUAUCCAGCGUGGGCACCACCCCAGCAUCCCUUUCCCCCUGUCCUCCCAGCGCUCCACCCGUCCCUCCCCGGCACCAGACAGUUUUUCCCAUCGGCAGCCAACCCCUACACCCCCUGCACCUGCCCCCUGUGCCUUCUAUCCCCCUCCCCCGACCCACGCCAGUCACCCCCUCUCUUAAUAUCCUCCAUUUACACUCCCCCCUGGGGGCCGCCCCUCCCCUAUUGUCACCUAUCUUCGUUUCCCCCACCCCCUCUGUCCUUUGUGCCCCAGCCCCCCACUUUCUUUUCCUUGUUCCACAGCGUCUCCUUCAGGUGCCCUCUCUGCCCUCCCGCUUUCACACCACCCGCCCCUCAACCCCUUCAUCACCCACCGCAAGGCUCACGCCAGCUCGACCACUCGUUCCCUCACCAACUACCCUUCGCCCCUCCCCCUCUGCCCUCCCCCUUUCCCUCCCUCCUGGGCCCCACCUGCCCACCCUCACCUCCCGUUGACUUCUGUCCCGGGCCCCCCCUUUGGUUGCACCACCCUUCCCCACACCCUGCUCACCCCCCGCUACACCACCUCCCCUUCCCCACCUCCCCUGCACCCUGCCACCACUUCCCCCCCCUUCUGUCCUCCAGCCCGUCCCCCCCUUGGUCCCCCAUCCUCUCCAACGGCCUUCCCUCGGCACUAGACCGCCUCCCCCUCCCCCAGCCAACCUCUACACCCCCAGUUCCUGCCCCUUGUGCCUUCCAGCCCCUCUCCCCAACCCCCCCCAAUCUCCCCCUUCUCCAGUACCCUCCAUAUUUCCUCCCCCCUGGGGCUCGCCCCUCCGCUAUUAUUACCUUUCACCGGUCCCCCAAUCCCCUCUGUCCCCUGUCUUCUAGCCCCCCCAGUUUAUUCUGCAUUUACCACAGCUCCUCUUUUCGGUGCCCUCUCUGCCCUCCCACGUUCUCACCCCCCGCCCCCCAACCUCCUCACUACCCGCUACCAGGCUCACGCCAGUUCUACCACCCUCCCCCUCCCCCUCUGUCCCCCCCCCUUCCUUCCCCACCUUGCUCCACCUGCCCAUCCCCACCUCCCGUUGAAUUCUGCUCCGCCUCUCCUCACUUCGGCCCCACCACCCGGCUCACCCCUCGCUACAUCACCUUUGUUCCCCCACCUCCCCUGCAACCCGCCACCACUUCCUCUCCCCUUUGUCCCCCAGCCUGUCCCCCCCUUGAUCCCCCAUCCCCCCCAACGGUCUGCCCCUGUUACCCUCUCUUGACCCCACUACGCACCCCUGUCCCCAUCCUCUUCCCUUUGUUUUUCCAAGCUACCCCCUCCCACCCCGGCCUCUGCCAGGGAGUUUCUACCCCCUUUGACGCCCUUUCCAGCCAAUUCCAGCCACCCACAUCGUCACCACCAGGCAUGCCGUAUCUCGGGGGCACCCGUGCAGGCUCAGUGGAGAGGUCCUCUAACUCACCCACCACCUCCCACUCCCAGGCCAAAAAACAAAUGGAAACACCAAAUCCCGCCCGCACACCCAACCACACAGUAGUGGGGGAGGGCAGAGCCGGUGGGGAAUCUGUGACAAACGCUACAGGGAAAGGGGUGAGUGAGUCUAUGAGGGAAAGGGCAGCAGAGGCCGCACGGGAAGGGUCAGCAGAGGCUGCGGAGGAAGGGGCAGCAAAGGCUGCAGGGGAAGGGGCAGCAGGGGCUGCAUGGGAAGGGGCAGCAGAGGCUGCAGGGGAAGGGGCUGCAGGGGCUGCAUGGGAAGGGGCAGCAGAGGUGGCAGGGAAAGGGGCAGCAGGGGUUGCACGGGAAGGGGCAGCAGAGGCUGCAGAGGAAAGGGUGGCAGGGGCUGCCGAAGAUGGCACCGGAGUAGGGUCUGCAGAGGAAGGGGCAGCAGAGGCUGCAGAGGAAGGGGCAGCAGGGGAAGGGGCAGCAGGGGCUGCAGAGGAAGGGGCAGAAGAGGGUGCAGAGGAAGGGGCAGCAGGGGCUGCAGAGGAAGGGGCAGCAGAGGCUGCAGGGGAAGGGGCAGCAGAGGCUGCAGGGGCAGGGGCAGCAGAGGCCUCGGCAGAGGUGACAGAGGCCCCAGUAGGGGCGACAGUGGCCCCAGCAGGGGCGGCAGAAGACCAAGCAGGGGCGGUAGAGGCCCCAGAAGGGGCGGCAGAGGCUCCAGCAGGGGCGGCGGAAGCCACAUCUGGAGCAGCAAGUGUUGGAAUGGGUGCUGCCAGUGAAGUGCCAGCUGUAGGUCCGGGCGCGGUGGGACAAGGGACAGUGGGGACAGGAGAGAAGGGAACGGGUCAGCCCAAGGGAGAAGUAGACGAGGUGGUUAUGACCCUUUCGGAGGGGAGCGGGAUGGGGGACCUGAUGCUCAUCGAUGGCCCUCUGGCCCACUACCUCACCCUCACGGACGGGGACGACAGAGACCCCUCGCUGCCCCAUGGUCCCCCCCCUCCCACAGCGGUACACAUCUCCGAGGUGUCGGGUCCAACCUCUUACUCCCACUCCACGCUCUCCACACCUCUGAUCCGCCACCCCUCCUAUCACCUCCCCCGGGCUGCCAUUGCCCCCCCCGCACAGCCCACCCGGCCGGCCCCCACGGAGGGAGAUGCCAUGGAGAGGGAGGAGAUGCAAAUGGAGCUCCCCCCACCUGGCCAACCACCCACGCUCCCCCCACUCACUCCCACGGCCCCUCAGCCCCCCCUUCUCACACCAGCAGGCACGGACAACCAAAACCAGGUUGGCCGCCGACGGAAGAAGGGAGGCAAAGGCGGCAAGGGGUCAGCUCACCUACUCCCCCGUCCCUCCCUUCCCCCCCAGGCGCCCCUCCUCACCUCACAUCCCGCUGAACCUGCACCAGGCCUUACCCCUAUGGGCCAACCAACACACAUACACCCCCCUCCCGUUCCUGCCCCUCCGCAGGGCCAUGGGAGCGAUCCAGCCCACUCACCCUCGGGCUGCCCCUCCCCUCCUCUAAACCCCCCCCAGGUGGCAGCAGCCGCGUACGUCAUCGGGAUGGGGGCCGACGAGAGGAGGGAUGCGCCAAUGGCAGACGCUACCGACUCCUCUUCCCAUACCUCCCACCCCAUUCGGCUAGGCUCUUCACUCCCGUUCCCGAUGGAGACGGACCUGUUUCUGAGGCUGUGUCACCCGCACCCAGAUGUGGUGGCGCCUCCCCCUGUGCAGCCUGUCACCGACGCACUUCCCGUGGCACAGGAGGGCACCGGCACCGGGCUCGAGGUCUCCGCUCCUGCCGAUACCCCUUCGCCUGGAGUAGCAGAGCCGCCACGCGGACCCCACCCCGCCGAGGGAGAGGAGCACACCAUGGCAUGCUCUUUUGGCUCACCUCCACAUCCUCCCUCCUUGACUACAAGGCCGGUACGGCCGGGGGACCCGACCCCAUCUAGUGUGGCACCAUCUCCACCUCUGCCGACACCCCUCCUGCACGAGGUCGGUGAGUCUUCUCCUACCCUCCUCCCAGGCGAUCGACUUGGAGCUCAAGCCGACCAUGGGGUCCCUUCUACGGCCAGUUCCGACGCCACAGCCCCAAUCGACCCCACCGACACGGCGACGUCACCCGACCAGGUCGUGAGAUGCUCCACCUGCAGGAGCUCUCUCGCGAACCGACGCGCGCUCCAGCACCACACUCCCUUCUGCCAUCCUGCGGACGCAGCUCGCAGGGCACAGGCUGUCCAUGACACCACCUCGAUCCUCCCUUCCCUCUCACAGCCGCAUGCGACCGGGAUACAGUUCACUGACGCACAGUGGCAGACGCUUGACUCGGUGGACUGGACGGAGUACUUCUCGCCUGAGCGUAUUCAUGCACGCCCUCUCCGGCGUGUCUCGGAGAGGAUCCGCGGAGGAUAUCUCGACGUCCUCAGUGCGAUCCUAGCCCGCAUUGCCCAGGACCCGGAGGUUGCUGGCCCUACCUUCCUUCUCGCCGCAGCGCCCACCCUUUUCCUUGCUCCAGCGACGCCACCUGACCGCUCGCACACGGCGGCCAUUGCAACGCGCAUCUCCCGCUUUGGUCAAGGUGAGUGGGAUGAGCUACUCUCGGAGGCACUAGGCCGCCUCACACCCCUCCCUCGACGCACAGGUCACCACUCACGCACCGCCACCGAUCCCUCCACAGCAAAUGAGCGCCGCAUUGCACGUUGCCUUUGUCUGGCAGCGUGCAAUGUGACCUCAUGGGCCUGCGCGACUCUCGAGUCCGCGGAGGCGGCCCCAGAUACACAGGGGACGAUACAGCGCCUACGCUUCGCUUCAGGUGAGCCAGAGCAGAUUGACCGAGCUCUGCAGACGGCGCUAGAGGGCCUCCCACCGGAUGUUCUCUCCCUGCUUCCCUCCUGGCCCUCUUGUGCUUCCGCCUCCCCCGAUUCCCUUUUUACAGGAGCGAGCCGCCUUCUGGAGGCGCAUGCUUUGGAGGCCGUGCGUGCCCAUCACACCUCUCCCUUACACCUUGCCCGUUUGACUUCCCUUCAGGGCGUAGGUGCAGGAGCGUGGCUGCAGUCGGUGCCGUACGCCGAUCCACUGCGCAUCCCGGAGGCGCAGUGGCAGGUGGCCUCAUCAUCCCGUCUUGGUCACCCUAUCGCCCAGUUAGCUCUCACAGGUCAGUGCUCUUGUGGACAGGCGAUCAACGAUAUGACGGUGCCCCAUCACGCGGUUCGGUGCCCACGAUUCGGCGUCGCCACGACCAUCCACGACACGGUGAAGUUUUUGCUUCGAGACUUCGCGGUUGAGGCGGGCUUCGCGGUGAAGGUGGAGGACUCUACGCUGUUCACACAGUUGGAGGCGGCUCGAGCGAGACUGCAGGGACAGCCGGUGGUGGGAGAGGGGACACGGGCUGGGGGGCCGCUGGAGCAGAGGGGCGAGGCGGGACAGCCGGGUAGUGGGGGACAGUGGGGACAGCAUCAGCUGCGGGGUCGGGUGGCGAGAGGAGCAGGGGGGCAGAGGGGACGGCAGGGGGAGCAGACAGGUCAGGACGGGGAGGGGGGACAGCAGAGGCAGCAGCAGGGGAGCCAGCGGAGACCGCAGGCCCAGGGCGCCGCGCCUCCGGGUUUGGGCUCGGGGGUGGGGCAGGGGCGGGAGCAGCAAAGAGCGGACGGAGGUACAGGGGGGGCAGCAGGAUCGGGAGGAGAGGACCAGGGAGUGAGAGAGGCAGCAAGGGAUCGAGCAGGGGGGUUGGGAGGGUUGGGGGAGGGUAGAGAAGGGGAGGGGAGAGGACAGGGGGGUGGAGGAGAGGACAGGGGGAGAGAGACAACUGGAGAGGAGGCACCGAGGGACCAGACAGACGCAUAG
Molecule: messenger RNA, 5463 nt
Organism: Closterium sp. Naga37s-1
Lineage: Eukaryota; Viridiplantae; Streptophyta; Zygnematophyceae; Desmidiales; Closteriaceae
Source: the annotation of a GenBank genome assembly